Molecule: messenger RNA, 351 nt
Organism: Porites lobata
Lineage: Eukaryota; Metazoa; Cnidaria; Anthozoa; Scleractinia; Poritidae
Source: the annotation of a GenBank genome assembly
AAAGCCAGCCUAAUCCGCUUGUACGGGAAUAACUAUAAGUCCAAUGGCAAAAUACGUACGACCCAAGAAAUAAUGAACGGCAAAGCUUUCAAGGCGGUUGUAGGAAUGCUUCAUGUGGCCGAAGCGACAGCGCAAAUAUACGCCAUCGAUUCUUUUGCUGCGGGCGCGCCCAUUGACCACGUGCGGCUGGCAAACCUCCAAGUAACCGAAGAAAAUUUUAAAGCAAUACGGAACUGCAUUGAAAAGAACAAAGACCACACGCUUCGGUCGAUACGAGACGAACUGGUAGUUUUUUCCUACAAUCAAAUAAGAUUUGUUCUGGCUUGUAUGAUCAGGGAUUUGACCCUGUAA